AUGGGCAUGAAACACUCCUCCCGCUGCCUGCUCCUCCGGAGGAAAAUGGCGGAGAACGCAGUCGAAAGCACCGAGGUGAGCAGUGCCCCCCCUCAGCCCCCUCAGCCUGUCAUUCCAGCCAAGCCUGUGCAAUGUGUCCACCAUGUGUCCACGCAGCCCAGCUGCCCAGGGCGGGGCAAAAUGUCCAAGCUGCUGAACCCGGAGGAGAUGACAUCGAGAGAUUACUAUUUCGACUCAUAUGCUCACUUUGGGAUCCACGAGGAAAUGCUGAAGGACGAGGUGAGGACACUCACGUACCGGAACUCCAUGUACCAUAAUAAGCAUGUGUUCAAGGAUAAAGUGGUUCUGGAUGUUGGGAGCGGCACAGGGAUCCUCUCCAUGUUUGCCGCCAAAGCAGGGGCCAAGAAGGUGUUUGGGAUCGAAUGUUCCAGUAUUUCUGACUACUCGGAGAAGAUCAUUAAGGCCAACCACCUGGACAAUGUCAUUACCAUAUUUAAGGGCAAAGUGGAGGAGGUGGAGCUGCCUGUGGAGAAGGUGGACAUCAUCAUCAGCGAGUGGAUGGGCUACUGUCUGUUCUACGAGUCCAUGCUCAACACCGUGAUCUUUGCCAGGGACAAGUGGUUGAAACCUGGAGGGCUUAUGUUUCCAGACCGGGCAGCUUUGUACGUGGUAGCAAUUGAAGACAGACAGUACAAGGACUUCAAAAUCCACUGGUGGGAGAACGUCUAUGGCUUCGACAUGACCUGCAUCCGGGAUGUUGCCAUGAAGGAGCCCCUGGUGGACAUCGUGGACCCAAAGCAAGUGGUGACCAAUGCCUGUUUAAUAAAGGAAGUGGACAUUUACACUGUGAAGACGGAAGAGCUGUCCUUCACGUCUGCCUUCUGCCUGCAGAUACAGCGCAACGACUAUGUCCAUGCCCUCGUCACCUAUUUUAAUAUUGAAUUUACCAAGUGCCACAAGAAAAUGGGUUUUUCUACAGCCCCUGAUGCCCCCUACACCCACUGGAAGCAAACUGUCUUCUACUUAGAAGACUACCUCACUGUCCGGAGAGGGGAGGAAAUCUACGGGACCAUAUCCAUGAAGCCAAAUGCCAAAAACGUGCGAGACCUCGAUUUCACAGUAGACUUGGAUUUUAAGGGACAGCUGUGUGAAACAUCUGUAUCUAAUGACUACAAAAUGCGUUAG
Messenger RNA from Apodemus sylvaticus (European woodmouse), 1185 nucleotides. RefSeq names its product protein arginine methyltransferase 8 (gene Prmt8). Gene Ontology annotation, cellular component: plasma membrane. NCBI's taxonomy places the organism in Eukaryota, Metazoa, Chordata, Mammalia, Rodentia, Muridae. Gene Ontology annotation, molecular function: protein-arginine N-methyltransferase activity. The record is from RefSeq and is a predicted model, not a curated record. The coding region runs from base 1 to 1185 and encodes 394 amino acids. Gene Ontology annotation, biological process: peptidyl-arginine methylation. The transcript is spliced from 10 exons.